Messenger RNA from Fusarium proliferatum ET1, 573 nucleotides. RefSeq lists its product as uncharacterized. The transcript has 2 exons. The coding region runs from base 1 to 573 and encodes 190 amino acids. The record is from RefSeq and is a predicted model, not a curated record. Lineage: Eukaryota; Fungi; Ascomycota; Sordariomycetes; Hypocreales; Nectriaceae.
AUGGCGGCUAAAAGCCCUGACUCCCUCAUCGGCCAAGGGCCAUUCCAUGCUCGUGUCCACCCAGCUAAGCCUGCUGUAAACAAAUGGCAUAAGCCGGGUAAUGAGAAAGGCAACGAUGCCGCGCCAGAGUACCGCGCCGAGACCUUCCCACCAGGAACUGCACCCGCAGAGCACACUUUCCACCCGAAUCCCGAGAGCAACUACACGACUGAAGCCUUGAACAUGCCUGCUCUAGACAUGCCAGGCUCGACGUCAAAGGAUAUCUACAAUUCUAUCGACACCGUCCAUGGCAGACCACUGAUCGGCCUAGAGAACCGUGAAAUCAGAGGAGUCCAUCCGAGAAAGAGGAAGAAGGAACGCAGUGGUCUGGAAGGUGUAGGUGCCAGUACAGCAUACUCUGUGUUUGACAAGGUUAGGGAUACGGUUGCUGAUAAGCCCAAUGUGGAAAAGGGGCUUAGGGGUUACUCUGGGAAGAUAGAGGGGGGAUUGGCUGCUGAUGGAGCAGAGUCCAUGCCGCCUGUCAAGGCAGAUGAGCGGGCUGUUCGUGAAGGUCCCCAUAAAUCUAAAGCUUGA